Molecule: messenger RNA, 1944 nt
Organism: Callorhinchus milii (elephant shark)
Lineage: Eukaryota; Metazoa; Chordata; Chondrichthyes; Chimaeriformes; Callorhinchidae
Gene: ccdc83
Product: coiled-coil domain containing 83
Exons: 12
Coding region: 477-1739 (420 amino acids)
Source: RefSeq, a predicted model, not a curated record
GGCUGUAGGGCAGGAGCUGGGGUUGGGGGCUGAAGGGCAGGAGCUGCAGCAUUUGGGAUUACAAUUGGCCUCAGGAUCUCUGCCUUUUAUGAGGCUUCCAUCAGCCGUUUCUCCAUCACUCUCACUCCUGUCUGCACUCAGGGCGUAUGAUCGCUGAACCAGACCUGACAGUUUCAAUGAGCUGUCAAUCAGUGAGAUCCAAAAAAAGAGAAACUAUUCCCACUCUAUUUGGAGAGGUGAUUGGCAUUUGCCCACAGGAACACGGUGGAGACUGGGCAACCCAUCAGCUCAGGGCUGGGGAUUGCUACACAGUUCAGUGUCACACUGUUGCAUUUUCUGCUAAUUGCUUUCAUUUUUAUCUUGAGGAAACCUACGUGAGUGGCCAAGCCCUAGAAGGCAGAGCAUUGCCAAAAUUAAAAGAGAAGUAUUAAUUAAGCUGUGCUGGUCAGGAACUGUUCCAUUUUGUAGUUAAAAAAAUGGGAAAGAAAAAGAAAGACGAGGAUAAAGUAAUUUUAGCGGAAGCUUUCCUGGGCUUUCGAAUCCAGUUGAAGGAGAAAUCUAUGGAAGAUGUCAUGAUUGAAGUCAGGGAACUGGAAGACAAGAAUAUCCUAUGGAAAGACAGAAAUGAACAGUUGAAGAGAGAGCAGCAGAAGCUCAUCAAGGCCCUGUUAAAACAGGCAAAAGAACAGGACAAAGAGUUGGAACAGAGAGAAAUUAUCAACAAGGAGCAAGUAGAUCAAUGCUUGAGGGAAAAAUGGGAUUUAGUUAAAGAUCAAAUCCAUAAUAUUGAAGUGAUUGAAAUUGAAAUAAAUGAUGUGGAUGAAAUGAUUGUGGAAAGGGAUACAGUGAAAGAAUACUGGAUGAAUUAUAAAUUUAUUGGAAGCAAGGAACAUGAAAAAGCGAUUCAUUUACUGGAGAAGGAAAUCAGGGAUAUGGCAAUAAGUUUCCAAGAGAUGGCAGAUCACUUUCAAAAAGUCUUAAUGUUCUCAAAAUCCAAAACGAACAAGUUAACAAAGAAUCAAAUGAAUGAAAAGAAGACAAUAGCCACAGAGAAAGCCAUAGGAUACAUGGACCAAUUCAGUCGCCAGGAAGUAUUGGAAAAUGACUGGCUAAACAAAGAGAUAAAGGUAUACAGACAAGAGGUAGCUGAACUUGUAGCUGAACUUCAUAAGAUUGAACAGUAUAAUGUGGAACUUAUGCAAGACCUCUUUGAUGAUCAACUCAAAAAUCUUAAUUUAUGCAGGAGCAUUCUUACGACUCCUGAAACUGAAGACACUGAUGUAUUGGUCACACAGGUUGAAAAGUUGAAACAUAAACCAGUGUCCCGCGGUGAAACUAAACCAGAGGAAAUACAAGCAGUAGUCGACAAAACAAAAGCAGCCGAAAACAAAAGUUCAGUUUCAAGGUCUGAGAGUGCAAUACUUAAAGUAGAGCAGAACUCAAUUUUGAUGCAGUCACUUUGUGCGAUGAAAGAUAGAAAACCAACUCAAUUAGGCAAGUCGGUGUCACAGAACCUCAGUUACUUACUACAUCAAGAUGAGAAAGCCUAUGAGUAUUUGCAGCUCGGUCCCAUGGAAAUUAAGCUGUUACAUGUCGAAGGUCGAAGUGCACCUCUUCACGUCUUUGAACCUCCUUCAAAACAAGGACCGAAGAAGUCUGAAACACUGUCUUAUCGAGAGGUUGAUGAAUGGCCCAUCACCAAUACAAUGCUGAGGGAAGCAAUUUCCUUGAACAAAUAAAUGGGCCAGUUUCUGUACCUGUUAAUAAUUCAAAAGUAUGAGUUAAUGAACAAAAGCAAUACAAGGAAAUAGCAUUUACUGUAACAACCACCUAUAGGUACAAGGUUAAAACAGUUUACAAUUGAAUCUUACCUUAUGGAGAUCCCAGAAAUGAGAACAACACCUUAUUAAGAUCAUUUUUCAGUCUUUUUAAAAAUAUAUCUGA